This is a messenger RNA of Candoia aspera, 2154 nucleotides long. RefSeq names its product transmembrane protein 35B (gene TMEM35B). The coding region runs from base 36 to 455 and encodes 139 amino acids. NCBI's taxonomy places the organism in Eukaryota, Metazoa, Chordata, Lepidosauria, Squamata, Candoiidae. The transcript has 3 exons. The record is from RefSeq and is a predicted model, not a curated record.
GCCGGGAAGGGCGGGAAGGAACGGCGAAGGCGACCAUGGCGCUGCUCUUCUCCGCCCUCCGCGUGCUGCUGGGCCUUUUCUUCGCCGUCUGCGGGGCCGUCAAGCUCACCGACCGGAUUGCGGGCGACGCCCACCGGCAGCUGAAAACCCAGUUUGUACAGUUUGCAGAUGUCUUCCCUUUGAAGGAAUUUGGCUACAAGCUGGAACCAGGGCUGUACAUGGAAGCAGUGGGCUGGAUCGAACUAACAGCAGGUUGCCUUUUAGCCUUCGGACCUCAACUGCUGCAAGAAAUCAGCAAUUUUGUGCUCACCGUUAUCAUGAUAGGUGCCAUCUACACCCUCUUGGUUUUGAAAGUGCCUUUUGCCUUGUGCUUACCACCCACUGUCUCCUUGGGCCUCUUGCUCCUUCUCAACAUCCGGGGAAGAGGGAAGUGUGUGAGGUUGAAGUCUGAGUGAGGCAAGGAGAAGGAGAUCUGGAGAGAUGGGAAGGAUCCAAAAUGCAGCUUUGGAGGACAGUUACCUUGUGUUCCCCUUUCCCAUUCCCCUACUAACCCAGAUAAUGUGUAAUCCAGAAGAGGGGUUGCAUCCUCGAGGUCUGGCAACUUGGUAGUGACCCAUCUUGGGUCCUAAAUUGGCUGCCCCAUUUGCUAGCUUUCUACCCCUCUUUAGACCUGACUGGAGAUCUUGUCUUCUCUGCAAAACCAGUUGCUCUCUCUUCAAUCAGUGGAUCCUUCUUGUGUUAAGGCAAGGAGACAACAUGGGUCAGAUGAAAAUAGAAAGUUUCAUGUGGCCCAGAAUGAGGGUUGUAUGGUUUUAUGGUUGGGCUGGGCACCAAAGAAUAUUACUGAGGAUAAAAGAAUCCCAGGAAUUCUGCAGAAUGGUAAUCUAAGGGCUCAGAUAGGUCUUGCAUCAGUUACAUAAUAUGCUGCUUGAUUUCUGGAUUUUAUUUACCCUGCCGUCAACAUAUGUUGGUCUGACCUAGAUUGGGACUUAUUUUUGUGGGUAGGGGAAGCCUACUUUAUUCACUAUCCCUCACCCCUUUCCAUUUACCCACUUUUUUAAAAAAUGCCAUUGGCACUAACAGAAGGUGCUUUUUACCUUCCCAGUUCUGUUGGUAGGGCAUGAAUUUGGCGAAAUAAAGGUAGAGAGGAUGAAUAGAUUUCUUCAGUGUAAAUGCCACGAUCUUGAGCCAUUGCCAUGUCUAAUAAACAGCCUGGGAGUGAAACAGGAUAGUUGAGUUACGAAAUCAAUGGAUUCUGUGCAAUCCAAUACGAUAAUUUGCAAAAUUCAGCAGAUUCAAAUUUUAUGUCCAUAUUAGAGGACUGAAGGAUUGUUGGGGGCUUUUGACUUGCUUUAAAAGAAAAAAAUCCUUGUUAAAACAAGUGGAGUGGUGCAGUGCUUUGGAUUCAAAGGUGAAAAGAUGCUCCAGAGUGUGCAGGCACUCACAGAGUCCUUGUCUGCAACUUCUUAAAGCAGAUGUGUCUUCACAUGGAUUCAGAUGGGAUCUCAUAGGUUUUAAUGGUGUGAUGUGAUCAUGGCCAAUGGUUUUCCCAAAAGAAACUUAAGUUUUUUAAAGGAGUGUUUUGGGUGUGUGUAUGUGGGGCACUUGCCUGUGAGCCCCUUAUUGCUGACACUCUGCUUUAAGGAAAGUUGAGUCAGGACACCUUUGCUCCCCUCAUGUGCUUUGACACUCAUGAAGAACUUGGUGGGACUUCAUCUUGAGAGAGAAAGCUCCGUCUUGCUAGAAAAGAGAUAUGAUAAAAAAGGGAGUGUUUUAUUUUUAUGCAACUCAGGAAUGGCUAACUAGUCAAGACUGACAUUUAUUCACUUGACUUAAUUUGGACUUCUGCAACUAGUAUAUACAAACCUGAAGACAACUUAGCUUUGGGUUUUGCACAUCUUCAGAUUUUGCAAUGCUAGUCCCCAACCAAAGGAUGCAUACAAAAAUAUGCCUGGCAGGGAGAAUUGCAUAGAAAAUGAGAAUGAUAGGAACACUGCGGGCCAAAUAUGUACCUUGUGGGAAAUUGCAUAGAAAAGGCAUGCAUUAGGGGAAAAUACUUGGAAAACAUUAAUCUGUUAGGAAGAACUGAGCAGAACAAUGUACAUCAAUUUCUGUGCCUAUGAAAAUGAUUCAAUUAUUUUGUGCACACUUCUU